This is a messenger RNA of Lodderomyces elongisporus, 867 nucleotides long. It is a transcript of the gene SLC1, whose product is annotated as 1-acylglycerol-3-phosphate O-acyltransferase. Gene Ontology annotation, molecular function: 1-acylglycerol-3-phosphate O-acyltransferase activity. Gene Ontology annotation, cellular component: membrane; endoplasmic reticulum. NCBI's taxonomy places the organism in Eukaryota, Fungi, Ascomycota, Pichiomycetes, Serinales, Debaryomycetaceae. Gene Ontology annotation, biological process: phosphatidic acid biosynthetic process. Bases 1 to 867 code for a protein of 288 amino acids. The transcript has a single exon. The record is from RefSeq and is a predicted model, not a curated record.
AUGUCAGUCUCAGUUCUUAGCAAAAUCAAAUUCUACUUAAAGUCAAUCAUUUUUGGAUCUGUCAUUGCAGGAUGCGCCAUCUACGGAGUCAUUGCAUCCAUACUUUUACGUAUUGUCGGCAAGAUUGAAUAUGCCCAGUACACGGUUGCCAGAGUCUUUUACCAUACAUUCCGAACUCUUCUCGGUGUUAAAAUCACAAUCAAAAAUGAGCAUUACCUCAAGGACCUUCCUGCAAUUGUCAUCUCCAACCAUCAAUCAGCGUUGGAUAUCCUUAUCCUCGGUAAAGUUUUUCAACCUGGAUACACAGUUACAAGCAAGGCAUCAUUGAAAUACGUUCCGUUUUUAGGCUGGUUCAUGGCACUUAGUGGGACUUUCUUUUUGAACAGAAGCAAGUCUGCACAAGCUAAAAAAGUAUUGGAUGGCGCCUUGCAAAAUUUGAAACAACAAGAACGUGCAUUAUUCAUGUUUCCCGAGGGUACAAGAUCUGCUACAGAAGCAUUGGACAUGUUACCCUUUAAGAAAGGGGCUUUCCAUUUGGCCAAGCAAGCGAGAAUCCCUGUUAUACCUGUUGUCGUAUCAAAUACCUCAACAAUUUUUAAUGCCAAACGCAAAAUCUUCAAUACCGGUGAAAUAUUCAUCGAAGUGUUACCACCAGUGUCAACUGACGAUUUAGAGACUAACGAAGAUGUCACUAAUAUAUGUGCAGAGGUGAGAAAAUCCAUGAUUGAGAAAUUAAAGAGUAUCGGAUACUCAAAAGCACCCGGUGUUAAGCCAAGUGAAGACCAUUACCCUUCAGAGAACGAGAACCCAACUGACACGGAAACUGAAGUUAUUAGUGAGCAAACCCCAUUAGUCGCUGCUGAUUAA